Molecule: messenger RNA, 2626 nt
Organism: Clupea harengus (Atlantic herring)
Lineage: Eukaryota; Metazoa; Chordata; Actinopteri; Clupeiformes; Clupeidae
Gene: cnga1b
Product: cyclic nucleotide gated channel subunit alpha 1b
Exons: 8
Biological process (GO): monoatomic cation transmembrane transport
Cellular component (GO): plasma membrane; intracellular cyclic nucleotide activated cation channel complex
Molecular function (GO): intracellularly cAMP-activated cation channel activity; cGMP binding; protein-containing complex binding
Source: RefSeq, a predicted model, not a curated record
UGUGUGUCUGUGUGUGUGUGUGUCUGUGCGUGUGCAUGUGACUGUCAUCUCCAGCCUUUCUGUCCAUCUCACUAAUACUAACGCUUUCCUGGUGGCCAUGCAGAAUACACUGUGAAAUUAACCUCACUUCCUGUUCGUUUUUUUUUUACCGCAUCACCUGUGUGUGUUGGACAGAGUAUGCCCGUGGGUGGAAGUAAUUUCAAAAUGCCGUGACGGAUAUCGGUGAAGAAGAGAACAUGUUGGUGUCAUUGCACUCAAUGGAAUUAGAUUAGCACUCGAGGUUAAUGUGACUGACAGGCAGUUGAGGCAAUCAGCAGCCAUGUCCUCAAGGGUGACGCCGCGGGACACGGCUCUAGUCCCGCCUCCGGGGACUGUCCUGGAGCGAAUAGAGGAGACCUCCGAGGACUCCCAGCAUACCACAGAUCAACCAGUGUCCACUGCAGGACUCUUUAACGUCAAUUAUAACAACAACAAUGAAGAAGAAGAGAAGGAGAAAAAGAAGAAAGAGAAAAAGGAGAAGAAAGAAAAAAAGGAAAAGUAAGAAAUGUGUUUCCCAUGCAAGCCACAAGAGGGCGCAAUGAAAAAAAAAAAAGAGAAAAAAGCUAAAAAAGAGCAGAAGCAGAAGGAGAAAGAGGAGAAGGAGAAAGAGAUAGAAAAAGAGAAGGAGAAAGAAAAAGAGAAGGAGAAAGCAAAAAUAGAGCUACCCAAAGAGAUCUAUGUUGUGGACCCAGCAGGAAACAUGUACUACAACUGGCUCUUUGUCAUCACAGUGCCUGUCAUGUACAACUGGACAAUCAUAAUCGCCAGGGCAUGUAUGGAGGAGAUGCAAGAGGACUACUUGAUAGGCUGGUUUAUCUUCGACUUUGCGGCUGAUCUGAUAUACCUGGCUGAUAUGGUGUUCCGCACUCGCACAGGUUACCUGGAGCAGGGGCUGUUGGUGAAGGACGAGAAGAAGCUGCGGGAGCGCUACACGAAGAGCCUUCAGUUUAAGCUGGACCUGAUCUCCAUGAUCCCCACCGACGUCUUCUACUUGGUCUUUGGCAUCCGCUAUCCCGAGAUCCGUAUGAAUAAGCUGUUCCGCGUAGGCCGCAUGUUUGAGUUCUUCGAGCGCACAGAGACCCGAACCAACUUCCCUAAUGUGUUCCGCAUCUCCAACCUCGUCAUGUACAUCCUUAUCAUUAUCCACUGGAAUGCCUGCUUGUACUACUCCGUCUCCAAGUGGAUCGGAUUCGGAAACGAUGGCUUCGUCUACCCGGACACCUCGGAUCCUGAGUUCGCCAGGCUCGUCCGGAAGUACGCCUACAGCAUGUACUGGUCCACACUGACCCUCACCACCAUCGGCGAGACGCCCCCUCCAGUCAAGAACUCCGAGUACUUCUUUGUCGUGACCGACUUCCUGGUGGGCGUAUUGAUUUUCGCUACCAUCGUCGGUAACGUGGGCUCCAUGAUCACCAACAUGAACCAGGCGAGAGCUGACUUCCAGGCCCGCAUCGACGCCAUCAAGCAGUACAUGACCUUCCGAAAGGUCUCCAAAGACCUGGAGCAGCGAGUGGUUAAGUGGUUCGACUACCUGUGGACCAACAAGAAGGCCGUGGACGAGCGUGAGGUGCUCAAGUACCUGCCCGAUAAGCUGAGGGCCGAGAUUGCCAUCAACGUGCACCUGGACACGCUGAAGAAGGUGCGUAUCUUUGCCGACUGCGAGGCAGGCUUGCUGGUGGAGCUGGUGCUGAAGCUGGAGCCUCAAGUCUUCAGCCCUGGAGAUUACAUCUGCAAGAAGGGCGAUAUCGGCCGAGAAAUGUACAUCAUAAAGGAGGGCAAACUGGCGGUGGUGGCCGACGACGGCAUCAAGCAGUUUGUUGUCCUGAGCGACGGCAGCUACUUCGGCGAGAUCAGCAUCCUCGCCAUCAAGGGCAGCAGGGCCGGCAAUCGCAGGACCGCCAACAUCCGCAGCAUCGGCUACUCUGACCUCUUCUGCCUGUCCAAGGACAAUCUGAUGGAGGCGCUCACCGAGUACCCCGACGCGAAGGCCAUGCUUGAGGAGAAAGGCCGGCAGAUCCUGCUCAAGGACAACCUGCUGGACCUGGAGGUGGCCGCCCAGGGCCCCGACCCCAAGGAGAUGGAGGAGAAGGUCAUCCACAUGGGGGGGUCUCUGGAUCAGCUCCAGAUGCGCUUCGCCCGCCUGCUGGCUGAACACGAGGCCACCGAGGGCAAGCUGAAGAAACGCGUCACGCGCCUGGAGAGGAAGAUGGCCGUUAGUGCCGGUGUGGUGUUCUCCACCGAGAUGGGGGAGCAAGAGAAGAAAGAGGAGGCCAAGAAGGACUAGGAGGGAGACGGGGGAGAAAAGGGGGGACAGGGAGAGACGAGAAGAAGACAGCGGAGAAGGACAGUUGGGAGACAUUGGACGAGGGGGACCAGGAGCCACACAGGGGACACACAGGAGCCACACAGGGGACACAGAGCCCUACUCCUGACAGACUUUCACAGCAGGGGCAGGACUGUGGGGGAGAGCGAUAGAAAGUGAGCUUGCUGGUCCCUCAAACUGAUAACCUUCCAUCCUGACAUGUUGUGAAUCAGAGACCAGGUUGUGAUCCUGUGAUACGCUGAAAUGCACACUGGUGUUUGUGGU